AGCGGGGUGUUAACGGAAUUGGUAUAAACAAUUUCAACCCUAAUGAUUAAUUAGCGUUAAUUACGUUAAUAUUAACCUUAAUUUAACAUUCCAGUUGGAAUUAUCUAUACCAAUUCCGUUAACACCACUCUGCUGCACCAAAAAUGCUAUACAAUUUACGAUGUCUGCUAAUGAAUGAUGAAAAUGUUUUUGAAUAUUUUAUCCAAUUUUGUGGUUUUAUUUCAAAUCACCUCUAAAUUCUGGAUGUUAUAGGUUACCUACUUACCGAACGUUGUAAUAAACGCCAUAUUGAAAUUCGACGUUAGUUGCCAUUGCAAUCUGUGCAGAAGUUAGUUUAGUCUUAUAGUAGAUACUGUACACCGAAAAGCUCCAAGAAAGUCGGCUGAGGUGGUUUGGCCAUGUCAAAGGAAGGCCGCCUGAAUACGUAGGCAUUAGAGCCCUUAGCUUCGUUUUACCAGGUCCAAACAGGAGGGGCAAACCAGGGCAGCGGUGGCGUAACAUCAUCGCCAAAGAUUUAAAAACGCCUGUGGGUUAGCGGAAACCGAUGUCCAGGAUAGAGCGAAGUGGAAGGAGAAAAGCGGACCCCGUCACGGUUAAGGCACGGAACCGGUUUUUUCUUCAUACAAAUACCUGUAUUAUUACGUUCUUUUUCGUUCUUUGGUUUAUUAUUUCAUUUUUGAUGGGUCAAUCUAAUAAUACGAAAUCGUUACCUAAAAUACAUGAUUCAGUCCUACGGAAAGAGCAAUAAAUUAUUAUAAAUAUUGGGCUAUUUUGAGAUUAAAAAAAAACCGGUUCCGGGCCCUGGUCACAGUACGCGCAAACGCUAGGAGGAUCAUGAUGAUGAUGUAUGUAUGCGCUGCUUCAGACUAUUACAAAUCUGAGGGUCAAAUUAAAUUGGAAAAUACGUAGCAGUCUAGUAGAAAAAUGUAGUGAAUAGAAUAGAACUGCCCGGAGCAUGUGAUCCGUUCGGAUGUUAGCAACGAUCUCUAACUUCCGAAGGAUUUCAUGGCAGACGGUUUAGCCUCAGGCGGAUCACAUGUCAUCGCUGGGUGGAAAACUGUGAUAAUAUUUGUGAUACUGCGACUUUAUUUAAAUUAUGUUUAUUUUACGAUUUAACUCGAAAUGCGAUUUAACUCGAUUUAACGCGAAUUUUUAGUCAUUUCGAGCACACGGCACAUGUUUAAGUUCCAAGAGCAAGUCCAAUCUUUGAGAAAUUUGUAAUUAGCUAGCAGACGACAUUGCUUUGUACGAAAUUAAUAAGGUAACGAGCUAGUCCGAUGAUGGAGACCAAAGGUGGACAUGCAAACUUGGAGAUAAAACAAUGCAACCAUACCUAUUUUGUGUUAAAGCUUAUUUAAAGUCGAUUAUACGCAAUCUAUUCGAAAAAUAAUUCUUACUGAAACUACGUAAAACUGAACGCAUUUCUUUCAUCGCUUCAUGAAGUCGCAAAUAUAAGCAUGAGAGCAUGACAUAACGAGAGAACGCGUGCGCCGAACACAGCACAGCUGAUUUCUAUUUUGAUCGCCUCGGAGUUUUUCUAUCUACGCUUUUGUUACAGCCGUGCGUUUUCUGUGAAGUUAUAUGAUGAAUGUUAGGUGAAAUUGUUGUGACUAUCUAUUUCAUAAUGUGAACUAUAGUGUGUGAAUUAAUCGUGGGUUCAAACCUCUAUAUAGAGCCUGUUAUAUAGCAAAAAUAUUCAUUCUUAGGAAUGCAAUAAGGUGACUGAAAAAAAUUUGCAGGAUAAGUACUUGCCCAAACACUCUGUGAGUGUCGAUGUAAGAACUAAAUAUUCUUAUAUUAAUGCGGUUUAUAAAGUAUAAUAAACUUAAUAAAGUGAUUAAAUAGGUAGGUACUAAUAAUAUGUGCAGUAGCGAGAUAAAGCGGUGCUAUGGGACGAUUUUCGCCGGCAUUAGUGAGGUGAAAAAGAGUGAAAAUUGGUAUUGAAGUAGGUACUUACUUAGAAGUAUAAGUCUUACGCAAAAAUAGUACCUAUUUUAUAGUACAACAUAUAAAGUGUCUGGGGCGAGUGCUUAUUUGAUCAACAAGCAAACGAAGGAUUUUAAGACUUUAUAAUCAAUUUUUCAGUAUGUUUCUCAAAUUCUACGAAGGUAUACUCAUUAUUACUUUAAAUGUUUCACUCAUGCUGACAUUCAUGAACACGCUAUGAAUUUUCAAUUGAUAUUAAACCGUAGACAUAGAUAUACGUACCUACACUGUAAAUAAGCCUCCAAACACUAACAUUUGACAAUCCAAUUACCUACCUAUUUAAAACAAAACAUAAACGUUAAACGUAUUGCGCCUCACAAAAUUGGGGUACAAUAUUAUGCACAACAUAAACAUUUAGGUCUAAAUUCAAAUUUUACGGACAAGUAAAUACAUUGCAACGUAAAUAAAAGCUUGUAAAACUACAGAUUUAAAGGCGGACUAACACGAUGAGAGCGUAAAUGUCGCAACGCCAAAACAAGCCCGCAAAUCAUGGCUGCAGAAGAGCAAUUAACUGACUUAUGGCAAUCCCACUCACAACUGGACGUAGUAUUAGAACUGGUGUUCCUAUGGCUGGGUGGUGUGGACUUGGCGUGUUGCGGCGCGGCGUGCCGCGCUUGGCGUCUUGCUGUCAGACGUGGUGACGUCUGGAGACGCCUGCUGGCGUGUGCAUCUAGUGCAGAUACAGUACAUGCUCUCGCUAGCAUUUAUGAUGGCGCCUGUCCAUGGCGCGAGCUAUACGUAGCAUCGAUAGCACCGUGGCGUCGCAUGGCGUGCGUGACGCCAGAACGCCCAGCUCGCCUUGCCGCUGCAGCGCUCAACCGCGAUGGAAUCUUGCUUGCCAUUGCAGCUGAGGACUGCUCCUUUACCAUAUGGGAGCUGAAAAACGGAAAGUGGGAGCGUGCUGGCGCCGGCUCAGUGGCACUAGGUUGGACUGGAGUAGCACGAGCAGAAUGGGCGCCUGACACGCCACUGUUACUACUUGCCGGGUCGGCGCCGCUGUCUGCACAAAGAGGAGCACUCGCUGUACUACGACCACAGAACGAGGACUCACUUGAGUCGUGGGUGGUGGCCGCACGAGCAACGGGUGGUGGCGGCUGCUGGGCGGGCGAAGGCUUCCUUUCUCUGGAACUGUCGCGGCUGUCAGCGCUGGAACAUGCGCCUGUCUUCGGCACUGACGUCUGGCUUAACGCUGCUACUCAGGAGACUGAAGACGAGUUUGCGGGCACGGCGGCACGCGUUCUUCGAAUAUACAACGAAAAGCGGGCGGUCAUCACGCAAGUGGUAUGCGCCGACGCACCGCUAGACGCACGCACGGCACAGGAGUGGGCGGAAGCGGAAGCUACUGUGCGCACCGAGGACAUGCGUGUAGAUGCAUCUGCCGAUCCUACGUCUGCAGACCCUGCGUAUGCACCGGAAGUUGUGAAACUAGAGGAGUUGGGGCCAGAUGAAGCGUACUACAGAGUCAUAUACGAUCGUGGACGCACGUCCGACACGCCAAACGCGUGGAUACGUGUAGUGAUUCUGGCUUGUGGCGGCGUGCUUGGCGUGUGGCCGUUACCGCGCGAACGCCCGCCGCCGCUACACGUGCCUGACGACGCGCUGCGGCUACGCAUGCGAGCACGCGCGGAGCGACGGCAAAGGGAAGCCGAAGCAGCAGCUGCGGGUGAGGUGGAAGAAGAGGCGCCAGAACGGUCAAUAGCUGAACUCCGUGCCCGCUGCGACCCGCCCACAGCACGUCUUCGGUUACCUGGCAAUGUCCUCGGCCUUACCGCUUUACAGAACGGACGCGCGGUAUGGGCGAGCGUGUCGGGAGGAGCGAUUUGCGCGUCUUUGCCGGCUCUUCUAGUGCUACGAAUAGUCCUUGCGAAGCCUGGAAAUGGGUCACCUCACUACAUGCAACCACAUGUAACUGAGGAGUAUUUUGGCAGCCCAUGCGGCGGCAGUUCGCCUACGGCUUGCGUGUGGGGCCCAGCGGGCGGGAGUACAAAACUGAGCGGCGAUGCGCCGGCGCUGGCGGUGCUACUGCGUUGCCGUGCGCUACCUGAGGCAUUUCUGCUUACAGAGGACGCGCUACAAGUAUGGCAGUGCACAGCGCCGCGAGCGCGCUGGCCCGACGACGACAACGGCGACAACGCUAGCGACUACAGUGACAAUAACUACGAUAAUAGCAGUGACAGCAACAGCAACGAUAAGGACUGGCUGCCAGGCGAUCGUGACUGACUUCCAAGAUUUACUUUCCUUUUUUUUAACGUUGACGCCAAGAACGUCUGGCGGAGGCCUUGGCGCCAAUAACCCUGAAAUGUUAUGACGUACGACGUACGAUAUUUUUUCAAACAGCUUGGGUACCAUGACAGAUGGUUUAGAUUACAAAUUGUGUUGAGAUAACAUCUGUCACCGUACUCAAGCUGUUUGACCCAAGCAUUUCAUUUUUGAGGGUUACCUAAAGUAACUACCUGAAUAAUCAACCGAUCGCUGCUUUCUAUGUGUUUAAUGUUUAUUGCUAUGCGCGGGAUCAUUGUUUUAUUAAGUAUUUAAAUAUACGAACUAAUUGUAA
Molecule: messenger RNA, 4540 nt
Organism: Cydia splendana
Lineage: Eukaryota; Metazoa; Arthropoda; Insecta; Lepidoptera; Tortricidae
Gene: Fbw5
Exons: 11
Coding region: 2476-4206 (576 amino acids)
Molecular function (GO): protein binding
Source: RefSeq, a predicted model, not a curated record